CACCUUUCCUCCUCUCCUCUUCCCUUUUCUCUUGUCUCCUCUCCUUUCUCCUCUCCUCCAGGCCUGGCUAAUUUCUUCCAUAAUGGUGUUAGUCUGAGGAAGGAUGCCGUGUCAGCCAGCAUCCACAGAGUACAGUGUAUCCUCCGCUGGUUUGAGUCGCAGCAGCAGCUGGUCUUCUACGCCAGCUCCCUUCUCUUCGUCUACGAGGGGCUCCCCUCCUCCACCUCCUCCUCAUCCUCCCUUUCGUCCCUUCUCAGCACCCCGUCCAUCAGCCCAACUGCGGGGAAAACUGCCACAAUGUCAUCUGCGAGCGACAGCGGUCGGGGCGGGGAGGGGAAAGCGAGACCAGAAGGGGCGAGGCAGGAAGAGGAAGUGGAAGUGGAGUAUAACAACAACAACAUUCAGGUGCCGGCGCCCUGGGACUGCAGCCUGGCCACCAUUUACACUAACCAUAGGAAAGGUGGCCACCACCACUGUGCCAGGGGUCAUCUCCUUGGCGACGACGAUGCUGUGGAGACGACGGCGAGCCCAGUCCCUGGAGACAACAUCUCAGCUCUGUGUGAAGAAGACAACUCCGCGUGGAAACGAACUGGAGAGUCCCGACAACCGCCGAACGGAAACGGAAACAAAUCACAACUGGAAGGGAAGGACGAGGACGGAGGGAGGGAGGACAGAGGCGGGAGGAUGCGAGAGGAGGAGGAGGAGGAGGAGGAGGAGGAGGAGGAGGAGGAGGAGCUGAAAGGACGGGGAGGCGAUGCAACAGAUGGGAGCGGUGGAGACACGGAGGUGGAAGUCAGGAUGAUCGACUUUGCCCACGUUUUCCCGAGCGAGAGCCACGAUCACGGCUACAUCUACGGCCUCAAACACCUGCUGACAGUCCUGGAGCAGAUCCUCUGUGACGCCGCCUAGAGCCCUCCCCCUCCCUCCUCUAGACCUCGUGACCUGCUCAGUGAACCACCUUCUCCCUUCUGCCAAUGUUCCUCUCUCCUCAAAGGACAGACACCUUCACAGGAGGGAGGGAAGAAUCAAAAGAGUGAAUUUUAAAAACGGAGCCAUCGUCAUCAUCAUCUCACCUGUUUAUGGCGAUCCGUCGGUCCCCUGUGUGUGUGUGUGCGCGCGUGUGUGUGUGUGUGUGUGUGUGUGUGUGUGUGUGUGUGUG
Molecule: messenger RNA, 1159 nt
Organism: Anarrhichthys ocellatus (wolf-eel)
Lineage: Eukaryota; Metazoa; Chordata; Actinopteri; Perciformes; Anarhichadidae
Product: inositol polyphosphate multikinase-like
Exons: 1
Biological process (GO): inositol phosphate biosynthetic process
Cellular component (GO): nucleus; cytoplasm
Molecular function (GO): inositol-1,4,5-trisphosphate 3-kinase activity; inositol tetrakisphosphate kinase activity
Source: RefSeq, a predicted model, not a curated record